Messenger RNA from Xiphophorus couchianus (Monterrey platyfish), 895 nucleotides. RefSeq lists its product as uncharacterized. The transcript is spliced from 4 exons. Lineage: Eukaryota; Metazoa; Chordata; Actinopteri; Cyprinodontiformes; Poeciliidae. The record is from RefSeq and is a predicted model, not a curated record. Bases 32 to 715 code for a protein of 227 amino acids.
GCCCCUGGUUCAAGACAAACACAGUCACUUCAUGCUGCAGCUCCCACUGAACAAACUGCACCAAGAAACCAUUGUACCUUGUUUGUUUUCCCAAAGCUACACAUUUACAGCAAAGAAAAGCCGAACUGAUCGUACUGUUUUGUUUCUCUUAUUAGACGUCAACAUGUACCAGACUUCUGGAGUUAAAGUCCACACCAUCACUACUGGGGAGACAUUUGGUGCUGAUAAAGACCUGCUGAGUAAAGUGAAGAGGAGGGUUCAGCUGACCGUCACACACUGGAUGGAAAGCCUCUUCAUCAUUGUUUUCUGUCCCAUCACCUCUCGCGUUGGGUCAGAUGUGGAAGCGGCCAUGACCAAGGUUCCAGGAGAUCAAAAUGUCAUUCUGGUUCUGAUGCACCACACCCGAGAUGAGGGCUACUCCACCGCUGGAGUGAGCUGGUCUGACCGAUACCGCAACGUCAUCCUGGAUGUUCAUGUUCUCUUCCAUGAGACGGUGCCAGGAUUGCUGCUGUGUGCUAAAAAUACUGAGGCAGUCGAUCAAAUGAUCCAUGAAUUAGAUCAACGGUCUCAGAACCAACAGAUCGGGCACAUCAGACCCAGGGAGCGAGGUCUAAUUAACAAGCUCGAUGAAUGCUGUUUCCCUUAUUGGAAGAUUGUACUCCCAUUUGUUGUGGUGGUGUUGUUCAUCUUACUUCUUGUCAUUUUCUUGGCGUAGUUUGGAGAUCAGCAAAUUAAAAAUAAAGGAUGUCCUGAUUAUUGUAUGCUCCAAUAAAUAAAAUGUUUACUCAUCAAAAUUCAUUAGAUUAUGUACUUUAACAAUAAAACAAUUGGGAAAAAGGAAUUUACUGCAUAGUAGAACGACUGUGUUGCAACUAAUAAACAGAGAGACAAAGAC